UUCAGUUAUCAGUUUUAGAACUGCAGUCAAAGUUUUCACAUCGACGUUGUCGUAAUUUAUUUAUUUAUUUAUUCCUUCCAUCCACUCCCACCACACAUCCAACAUGUUCCGAUUUGUCGCCCUGCUUGCCGUCGUUGCCGUGGCCCAGGCCGCUUACACGCUUAACCCGGCUGGUCCGACCUACGCUGGAAUCCACACACCUGCCAUCACGAGCCAGCAGUCGAACAUCCUGCGCAGCUACGGAAACCUUGGCCAAAUCUCGACCUACUCGAAGACCAUCGAUACCCCGUACUCGUCCGUCAGCAAGUCCGAUGUGCGCGUGAGCAACCCAGGACUGGCCGUUGGCCAUGUUGCCGCCGCUUACCCGCAUGCCAUCGCUCCAGCUUACGCUCACCCGGCUUACGCUGCCCCGGCUUACGCUGCCCCGGCGUACGCUGCCCCGGCCAUCAAGGCUGCACCGGCACUGCUGGGCGUUGCUUACUCUGCUGCCCCGGCUGUUGCCCACAUGACCUACAGCAACGGACUCGGCAUCAACUACGCUUGGUAAAACUGACACUCUGCAAGCCGAACUGUACCUUUACUGGCAGGAGGGAAUUGACCAUCUUAGUUCCUCCCGCUGCACCAUGGACAAUUGGAGCGAAACAUCUAAGUCAACACAGUCAACAAUGUAAAUAAAAAUGUCUCUUCGGACGUCGGCAACCAACAACGAUUUUGCUUUGCGUGUGUACAGUUGGCAUAAACUAAGUUAAGAACCAAUGAAUUACAUGCAUUCGGGCGCCUACAAAAUA
This is a messenger RNA of Anopheles stephensi (Asian malaria mosquito), 788 nucleotides long. RefSeq names its product cuticle protein 76-like. The transcript is spliced from 2 exons. The record is from RefSeq and is a predicted model, not a curated record. NCBI's taxonomy places the organism in Eukaryota, Metazoa, Arthropoda, Insecta, Diptera, Culicidae. Bases 104 to 547 code for a protein of 147 amino acids.